CCACCACUUACCAUCAACUAGGCUAUCCCACAUUAUAUACAAGAUGGGCAGGAUUGUCUUCUAUGAGGACAAGAACUUCCAGGGACGUCGCUAUGAGUGCGACAGUGACUGCUCAGAUUUCCACACCUACCUAAGCCGCUGCAACUCUAUCCGGGUGGAGAGUGGAGCUUGGGUGGUGUAUGAGAGACCCAACUACAUGGGCUACCAGUAUGUACUGACGAGGGGGGAGUAUUCGGACUAUCAGCGGUGGAUGGGCCUCAAUGACCGCAUCAGCUCCUGCAAGAUCAUCCACUUUACCAGUGGGACCCAAUACAAAAUGCAGCUGUAUGAGAAGGCAGACUUUGGUGGACAGGUGUUCGAGGCCACAGAGGAUUGUCCCUCACUUCUAGAGAAAGUUCGCUGGAGGGAGGUCAACUCAUGUAAAGUCUUUGAUGGUUGGUGGGUGUUCUAUGAGCACCCUGAUUACCAUGGACGCCAGUACUUCCUAGAGAAGGGAGAAUACCGAAAGCCUGGCGACUGGGGUGCUAUCAGUCCCGCAAUCCAGUCCUUUAGACGCUUCACUGAGUGAUUGAACCUCCAUCCAGAUGAA
Messenger RNA from Sphaeramia orbicularis (orbiculate cardinalfish), 589 nucleotides. RefSeq names its product crystallin, gamma S2 (gene crygs2). Bases 44 to 568 code for a protein of 174 amino acids. Gene Ontology annotation, molecular function: structural constituent of eye lens. Gene Ontology annotation, biological process: lens development in camera-type eye; visual perception. The record is from RefSeq and is a predicted model, not a curated record. The transcript has 3 exons. Lineage: Eukaryota; Metazoa; Chordata; Actinopteri; Kurtiformes; Apogonidae.